Molecule: messenger RNA, 3228 nt
Organism: Penicillium brevicompactum
Lineage: Eukaryota; Fungi; Ascomycota; Eurotiomycetes; Eurotiales; Aspergillaceae
Product: sulfate transporter family protein
Exons: 2
Coding region: 1-3228 (1075 amino acids)
Cellular component (GO): membrane
Source: RefSeq, a predicted model, not a curated record
AUGGGGGUACUGCAACCUCGUGGACGUCGUGAUUCUCGCGCCUCUGCUCUCUCGCGUAAUUUGUUCUUGGAUCGCGACACUCCAACCACCGCCUCAGAGUCUGCUGUGGAACAUGCACACCUGGGCACGUCACCCAGUCCAAUGGGAGUAGCAUCAAGCUAUAACGGGUCAACAAUUCGAACUCCCAAUCGCUCCUUCUAUCACCGGUCAUUGAAUGCCAACAGUAUGGAUCCGGCCCAUUAUGCUUCAGACGGUCUCCGUGACCAGACCGCCGAGCUAGCCACAUACGGUCUAUCACUUACGAAAAAGUCACUUCUGCGAGAUGGCCCCGGCUUACCGCCCAGCUUGGAUAUAUUUAAUGGCAGCCAAAGCCACGGCGAAGCUCACGAUCCGAACGAGGCUACGAGCUCUGGUGCCGUGGGGCAGGCUUUGCUGGAGCCGAGAUAUGCAUCUCUCGAUCCUGCGUCUGCGUCCUCGGCUUUGACAGAGAUGAUUCGUCGCCCCUCGGAGGUGAUGGUGGAGGAGCAGCCUACGCAACCUAGCGCUGGGGAGAUCACGCAGUUCCCGCCCCCACCCACGGUCCUCGAAGAACCAGAGCCUGAUACCGAACAUACCUCGUUGCUGUCGAAAUCGCGGUCGAAAUCGACACAGAACUAUGGUGCCUCCGAUGUGGAGAACCAAAGAGUUCCCAUCAUCCGAUCUCCAACUGCCCUCACCAAAGGACUGUCUAAUCUGGCGCAGUGCUCGCGCACUUUGUCCAACCCCAAGUCUUGGAACAAGCGCGCCAUAUGGGAGCAGGCGGUGGCUUAUCCUGCCAGUCUGGUCCCUGCGGUGCUACUUGGACUGCUUCUCAACAUCCUCGAUGCCUUGUCCUAUGGAAUGAUCCUGUUCCCCUUGGGAGAGCCCUUAUUCGCACAUCUAGGAACUGACGGUAUCUCGAUGUUCUACGUCAGCACUAUUAUAUCCCAGGUGGUAUUCUCCAGUGGAGGUUCCAUCUUCAAGGGAGGAAUAGGAAGCGAAAUGAUUGAAGUAGUGCCAUUCUUCCACCAGAUGGCGUUCACUAUCAUGAACUCCAUCGGCAAGGAUAAUCCGAAAUCGGUCAUUGCAACAACCAUUCUCGCUUUUUCCGUCAGCUCAAUCCUUACUGGUCUGGUGUUCUUCCUGAUGGGUGUCUGUGGGCUCGGAUCGCUCAUUGGAUUCUUUCCCCGCCACAUUCUUAUCGGGUGCAUCGGCGGUGUUGGUUACUUCUUGCUGCAGACUGGUGUGGAGGUUUCCGCCCGGCUUCCCGGGUCUUUGGAGUACACUCUACCCACGCUUCAGAAGCUGUUUGAGCUGGAUACUUUCCCGCUCUGGAUCAUACCUUUGGCUCUAGCUAUUGGUCUGCUCGUUCUAAAGCGGUUUGUUCGCUCGAACUUUUUGGUUGGUGGCUACUUCAUUGCGGUGGCCGCUGUCUUCUACAUCACCACAUUGAGCGCACGGGUCUCCAUGGAUUCUUUGCACCAUACUGGAUGGGUAUUCGAUGCCCCAUCUUCUAACAACCCUUGGUAUCAUUUCUACACGCUUUAUGAUCUCUCGGAGGUCAACUGGACCGCUUUCGGCGAGACAAUCCCUGCCAUGUUUGCGCUAACCUUCUUUGGUGUGCUACAUGUUCCCAUCAACGUUCCUGCUCUCGGUAUAUCAACCGGCGAAGACAACCUCAAUGUUGAUCGAGAACUUGUGGCCCAUGGUGUUACCAAUGCCCUUUCGGGAUGCGUAGGAAGCAUUCAGAACUACCUCGUCUACACAAACAGUCUCCUCUUCAUUGCUAGUGGAGGCUCAUCUCGCUUGGCUGGUCUAAUGCUGGCUGCGGCCACGGCGGGAAUCAUGGUCAUUGGCCCAGUCAUCAUUGGCUACAUCCCGAUCAUGGUAGUCGGCGCUUUGAUCUUCUUGCUGGGCAUCGAAUUGCUGCAGGAGGCAUUGGUGGACACAUGGGGAAAGCUGACCCGUCUCGAAUAUCUCACUGUCGUCAUCAUCGUCGUGACAAUGGGUGCGUGGGAUUUCGUCGUUGGAAUCUUCGUUGGAAUCAUUUUGGCCUGUGUCAACUUUGUCGUUCAAACGUCACAAAAGUCCGCCAUUCGAGCAACCUACUCCGGUGAGGUUGCUGGGUCUACGGUCCGCCGUCCCCCUAUCCAACAGCAGUUCCUACGCGAGGCUGGACAACAGACCCUCAUGCUCAAGCUGGGAGGCUACCUGUUCUUUGGUACCAUUGUGAAUGUGGAAAAAACCAUGCGUGGCCUGAUCGAGGAUGAAGCGUUCGACCGCAGACCCAUUCGCUUCCUCAUUCUAGACUUCUCGCGUGUAUACGGUAUCGACUUCUCGGCCGCCGAAGCUUUCACGCGUAUCAACCGCGUUCUUCGAAAGCGCAAUGUGCAAACGGCUAUCUCCGGCUUGAACGUGGACGGUGACGUGGGCAAGUCUCUGCAGAAUGUAGGACUAUUCGAGCCUGACUCUGGCGUCCCCAUAUUCGAGGACCUCAACUCAGCCCUCGAGUUCUGCGAAAACGACUACCUCAAAGUAUUCUACAACCGCCAAGAAGCACUCACCACUCCUACCGAACCAACCAUCCCCAGCGACAGCGACAGCGACCAUCAUCUCCCAGUCCCCGUUCCUUCAUCGCAACCAACAACCCUCCCAGACAAUAUCGUCAGCUCCCCGCGCCGCCAGUAUCUGCAGCGCGUCGCGACAUCCACCAUCCAAGCACACGAAACUACCACCAUGGUCACCCCAGCCUGGUCCGUCAUGCGCCAACCGCUUCCCCUCCUCCUCCAAACCUUCCAAGGUCUCUCCCUCCAAAACGAAGACUUCUGGUUCCCCGCCUGCGCCUAUUUCUCCCGCGAAUCCUACGCCGCCGGCACAAUCCUCUACCACGAAGGUGACGCCCCGCACGCUUUCUACCUCCUCGAAUCCGGCAUGUUGCGCGCAGGCUACGAUCUCCCCCAAGGUCGAUACUUUGAGCUCAUCGUCGCCGGUCGGCCAUGCGGCGAACUGCCUUUCUUCAGUGAUACCCGCCGCACCGCCACCGUCAAAGCUGAGCGGGAUUCUGUUGCUUGGUGUCUUACUGGUGAACAGUGGAAGAUCUUGCAGGAGAAAGAGCCGCGCAUUGCUCGUGAGCUCUUGACUGUCAGCUUGAAAUUUACUACGGAGCGCAUGGAUAGUAUUACUUCUUAUGUGUUGACGACGGCGGCUUGA